Messenger RNA from Camellia sinensis, 504 nucleotides. The record is from RefSeq and is a predicted model, not a curated record. Lineage: Eukaryota; Viridiplantae; Streptophyta; Magnoliopsida; Ericales; Theaceae.
AUAGUUAUAGAUCUUACCAAUCUGAGUGAUGGUUUACACUAUUAUGAACUGUGUGGGAUUGAUUGCAAAGCCCCAUGGCGUGGUCCCGUUUUCAGAAUCCCUGUUACUAUAACAAAGGCGAUGGCUGUGAAAAAUCAACCUGCACUACUUUCAUUUUCAGGGAUGACAUUUCUUCCAGGCCAUAUUGAAAGGAAAUAUAUCAAGGUACCAAUUGGUGCUUCUUGGGUUGAGGCUACCAUGCGGACAUCAGGGUUUGAUACUGCUAGAAGAUUUUUCGUUGACACUGUUCAGAUCAGUCCGUUGCAAAGGCCUAUGAAGUGGGAAAGUGUCAUUACAUUCUCGUCUCCUUCUACCAAAAGCUUUGCAUUUCCUAUGGAGGGUGGUCGGACAAUGGAAUUGGCGAUAGCUCAAUUUUGGUCAAGUGGCAUUGGAAGUCAUGAAGCCACUGUUGUAGAGUUUGAGGUAACAUCUUUUGUAUUAGAUAUCUGAAAAUGUUGUGUGACU